GUUCUGGUUGUUUGGGGACCACCCCCAAAACCCCUUUUCCCCCCCCCCCCACCCCACAGAAACCCACCGCACAGUGCUGAACCAGAUCCUGAGGCAGUCCACCACCCACCUGGCCGACGGCCCCUUCGCCGUCCUCGUCGACUACAUCCGCGUCCUCGACUUCGACGUCAAGCGCAAGUAUUUCCGCCAGGAGCUGGAGAGGUUGGACGAAGGCCUGCGCAAGGAGGACAUGGCCGUGCACGUGCGGCGCGACCACGUCUUCGAGGACUCGUACCGGGAGCUGCACCGCAAAUCCCCCGAGGAGAUGAAGAACCGACUGUACAUCGUCUUCGAGGGCGAGGAGGGGCAGGACGCCGGGGGGCUGCUGCGCGAGUGGUACAUGAUCAUCUCCAGGGAGAUGUUCAACCCCAUGUACGCGCUGUUCCGCACCUCGCCGGGCGACCGCGUCACCUACACCAUCAACCCCUCGUCCCACUGCAACCCCAACCACCUCAGCUACUUCAAGUUUGUGGGGCGCAUCGUGGCCAAAGCCGUCUACGACAACCGGCUGCUCGAGUGCUACUUCACCCGUUCCUUCUACAAACACAUCCUGGGCAAGUCUGUGAGGUACACGGACAUGGAGAGCGAGGAUUACCACUUCUACCAGGGCCUGGUCUACCUGCUGGAGAACGACGUCUCCACGCUGGGCUACGACCUCACCUUCAGCACCGAGGUGCAGGAGUUUGGGGUGUGCGAGGUGCGGGACCUGAAACCCAACGGAGCCAACGUGCUGGUGACCGAGGAGAACAAGAAGGAGUACGUGCACCUCGUCUGCCAGAUGCGCAUGACCGGGGCCAUCCGGAAGCAGCUGGCCGCCUUCCUGGAGGGUUUCUACGAGAUCAUCCCGAAGCGCCUCAUCUCCAUCUUCACGGAGCAGGAGCUGGAGCUGCUCAUCUCCGGGCUGCCCACCAUCGACAUCGACGACCUCAAGGCCAACACCGAGUACCACAAGUACCAGGGCAACUCCAUCCAGAUCCAGUGGUUCUGGCGGGCGCUGCGCUCCUUUGACCAGGCGGACCGGGCCAAGUUCCUGCAGUUUGUGACAGGGACGUCCAAGGUCCCUCUGCAGGGUUUUGCUGCCCUCGAGGGCAUGAAUGGAAUCCAGAAGUUCCAGAUCCACCGCGAUGACCGCUCCACCGACCGCCUGCCCUCAGCGCACACCUGCUUCAACCAGCUGGACCUGCCGGCCUACGAGAGCUACGAGAAGCUGCGGCAGAUGCUGCUGCUGGCCAUCCAGGAGUGCUCCGAGGGCUUCGGGCUGGCGUAGCCCCGGCCCCGCCUAUAAAUAUAUAUAUAUAUUUUUCGGUUC
Messenger RNA from Lagopus leucura (white-tailed ptarmigan), 1348 nucleotides. Its product is annotated as E3 ubiquitin-protein ligase HUWE1. The transcript has 8 exons. Gene Ontology annotation, biological process: Golgi organization; proteasome-mediated ubiquitin-dependent protein catabolic process; membrane fusion. The record is from RefSeq and is a predicted model, not a curated record. The annotation marks the transcript as partial. Gene Ontology annotation, cellular component: Golgi membrane; nucleus. NCBI's taxonomy places the organism in Eukaryota, Metazoa, Chordata, Aves, Galliformes, Phasianidae. Gene Ontology annotation, molecular function: ubiquitin-protein transferase activity.